AUGCGGCGCGAGCUGUACUCCAAGAUCGAUGCCACUCCAGAAGCGGAAGAGGAACGGGCGAGCCAUUGCAACGAGGUGGGGAAGCAGGGUUUGUUCGAGGAAGCACAGAGCUGGUACUACAAGAUUGGUGAGGGUGGGAAGAAAGAAGCUUUGAACUAUGUGGCGGGUUUGCCGGUGUAUAGGGAGAAAUGCUGGUCUUGUGCACGCAAAGGCUAUGAGGGUUUUGUUCUGAGCUAG
Fonsecaea multimorphosa CBS 102226 is the source of this 237-nucleotide messenger RNA. RefSeq lists its product as uncharacterized. The transcript has a single exon. The record is from RefSeq and is a predicted model, not a curated record. The coding region runs from base 1 to 237 and encodes 78 amino acids. Lineage: Eukaryota; Fungi; Ascomycota; Eurotiomycetes; Chaetothyriales; Herpotrichiellaceae.